Molecule: messenger RNA, 3056 nt
Organism: Mus caroli (Ryukyu mouse)
Lineage: Eukaryota; Metazoa; Chordata; Mammalia; Rodentia; Muridae
Gene: Chst10
Product: carbohydrate sulfotransferase 10
Biological process (GO): carbohydrate biosynthetic process; proteoglycan biosynthetic process
Cellular component (GO): membrane
Molecular function (GO): sulfotransferase activity
Source: RefSeq, a predicted model, not a curated record
ACGACGCGCAGGACCAGGCCCACACUCCCGGGCGGCAGUGGGCGGCGGUCUUGCACCCCAAGCUCGCACGCACCCGGCUUCCUCCUUCCGGCGUGGCUGCACCCCUGCACCCUGCAGGAGGGCAGGCGGGUAGCGGCACGGAGGUCUGGGCAGAGCCCGCCUCCGUGGCUCCGGGGACGCCCACAGGCCCCGCGAGGCCCGAGCAGAGCGCCAGCGGCUGGGAGGAGCGCGAGCGCCGAUGCACGGAGGACCAUCCCACACAGUGACAGAGGGACCGUAAAUCUCAAGAGGAACAAGUCCAGCUUGGCAAUGUGACGCCUCCAAACCCAGGCCGCAGAUGGUCCGUGAUGGAAAAUGUGAACCCGUCAGGAAGGAUCAUCGAAUGGCCCCUGUCUGACAACAUGCACCAUCAGUGGCUCCUGCUGGCUGCAUGCUUUUGGGUGAUUUUCAUGUUCAUGGUGGCCAGCAAGUUCAUCACGUUGACCUUUAAGGACCCGGAUGGGUAUAGUGCCAAACAGGAGUUUGUGUUCCUGACGACCAUGCCGGAAGCAGAGAAGCUAAGAGGAGAGAAGCAUUUUCCUGAAGUCCCAAAGCCAACUGGGAAGAUGCUUGCGGACAGCCGUCCUGAUCAGCCUCCGGUUUAUCUGGAGCGGCUGGAGCUCAUCAGAAACACCUGCAAGGAGGAGGCUCUGCGGAACCUCUCACACACCGAGGUCUCCAAGUUUGUCCUGGAUCGAAUAUUUGUCUGUGACAAGCACAAGAUUCUUUUCUGUCAGACUCCCAAGGUGGGCAACACCCAGUGGAAGAAAGUGCUGAUCGUCCUAAAUGGAGCAUUUUCUUCCAUUGAAGAGAUUCCUGAAAAUGUAGUCCAUGACCAUGAGAAAAAUGGCCUUCCACGCCUCUCUUCCUUCAGCAAAAUAGGAAUUCAGAAGCGAUUGAAAACAUACUUCAAGUUUUUUAUUGUGAGAGAUCCCUUUGAAAGACUGAUUUCUGCCUUUAAGGAUAAGUUUGUUCACAAUCCUCGAUUUGAGCCUUGGUACAGGCAUGAGAUAGCCCCAGGCAUUAUUAGAAAGUACCGGAAGAACCGGACAGAGACCCGGGGGAUCCAGUUUGAAGAUUUUGUGCGCUACCUGGGUGAUCCAAACCGCAGGUGGUUAGACCUUCAGUUUGGGGACCAUAUCAUCCACUGGGUGACCUACGUCGAACUCUGUGCGCCCUGUGAGAUAAAGUACAGUGUGGUCGGGCACCACGAGACCCUGGAGGCAGAUGCCCCAUACAUCCUGAAAGAAGCUGGCAUAGACCAUCUGGUGUCAUACCCCACCAUCCCUCCGGGCAUCACCGUGUACAACAGAACCAAGGUAGAACAGUACUUCCUGGGCAUCAGCAAAAGAGACAUCCGGCGUCUCUAUGCACGCUUUGAAGGGGACUUCAAGCUCUUUGGGUAUCAGAAACCAGAUUUCUUGCUAAAUUAAUGUGUCAGACCCUUGAAUAUUGCCAGAUCAGGAGUUGGCUAGGUGAGAUGUGAGCACAGAAAUGGUAUUUCCUCUGUCGUGUCCCAUGGUUCCGUUCACGGAUGAUGUUGGGCUCAGGUGACAGAUGCUCUGAUGACCCCCUCCCCAGCCUGUGUCACCCCCAUAAAAGGUUAGGAAAGACUGGAUAUUUGCAGACAGGUGGACAGACUAGGAGGACGUGUUAGGAACCUUCUUCCUUCAGCUGUCAUGUCAUCAGCACUGUGCCAGCUAGCCAGUGUUAGAGUAGUGUCACCCGUGACCUGUGGAUUGUACAGACCCAGCACUUUCAAGAGAGAUGGAGAUGCUGAGUGGCUGCAAAGGUUACUGGGACCCAUGCAGUGUCGAAUCUAAGCCAGAAUGAUACCUCUUUCUUUCACCUUGACACAGCAGUAGCCAUAGAUACAGAUCAUGUUCUCCUUGAGCUUGAGGCCCUGUGACAUUUGGUGGUCAUAAUCACAGAACAGUUUGAGAAGUCUGACCUUUCAGGACCCAGGCUAGCCCAUUCUUUGGGACUUCUGACCCUACAAGCACCUGCUUCAUUCUUCUCUUCUGGAAAGUGAGGGUGUUAUAGGAACAUCACCUUUGAGGACUUAGAACUUGGCACAGGGAAGGAGGAGGAACCAGCCGGUCCUGGGAACUCAGGCUGCUGUGGAAUCGGGUAUCGUUGUCUUUGACCCCUGCUUUUGUCUUCGACUGUCCCGUCAGUGUGAGCAGCGGGGGCAUGUCCACCUGUCUCCUGAAUGAACCUCCCUGCCUGAGAGGGAAGAGAAGACAAAACAUUUCCAGUGGAUAGAGACAUGCACUUGCUGACGUGUCAGGACAGCACACAGGAGUGCCAUGCCUGUUUUGCAGAGUCCGGUGCUGUUUACAGACUGCCAAGUCCGUUCAUGUCGCAAGAUGGGAUCCUGUGGCCCUGAGUCUAAUAGUGCCACCAUCCUCGACUGAAAGACCACAAGUUGGAUAAUCAGAUUCAUCAGCAAUAAAAUCCUGGGUGAGGCCACCUCUGGUGAUGUCAUACAGGUAACAAGUCACCAAUCGUGGCACUGAGGCCAGCCCCAGCAAGAAGAAAGCCACAGCCGCAGUCUCGGCUGCCAACCAGCAGCAAAGGGCUAUUAAAGAUGAUGGGGCAGUUUCUCCCAGUGAGUCCCUGGCCCAGGGUUGAGAGGAAUUGUGCUAGCUUCUCCUCAAGGCUACAGCCCUACUCUCAAAAAGCCUUUCCUGAACUUGUAAAUGUGAAAGUAAAAUAAAAUUUAAAAUGUGUGCCAAAUGUGACCCAUGACUCCCAGAGGAGGGGGCUCCAGGACCCCUGGUAACUCGAGGCCAGGGAUGGGGCUACAGACUGGAAGGAGGCUCAGCCCUUCCUUGUGAACUGAUACAGUGUAAACAUGAUGUUGGGUUAUUUGUUAGUGAAGUUUUAGCAAAGCCUACUUAAAAAUCCCUCCCGGCCUGAAUUUGCUGAUCAGAAAUCUCUUUCCUGUUUUUUGACAGGCAAUAGUGUCAAUAAUGUGUGUGUGAGGUUAAGGUCUUCAAGUUAAUCUUGAUUAA